UUCCUUCGAUAACCACUUGAAGGUUUCAACCGUGCUUGGUCUUCGUUGUUUACAUACGUUUUCUUCAUCAGAGAAUAACACGCAACCAAAGAAAAUGGAAAAACCUCAGAAAAUGCCCAAAGUGGCUAAGGUCAAGAAUAAAGCACCUGCAGAAAUUCAGAUUACUGCUGAGCAGCUGCUGAGGGAGGCGAAAGAGAGGGAUUUGGAAAUCGUUCCACCUCCACCCAAGCAGAAAAUCUCCGACCCAGAGGAACUUGCUGAUUACCAGCACAGGAAGCGCAAGGCUUUCGAGGACAAUAUAAGAAAAAACAGAAUGGUAAUAAGCAACUGGAUAAAGUAUGCACAAUGGGAAGAGAGCCAAAAACAGGUCGACAGGGCGAGGUCGAUAUACGAAAGAGCGCUUGAUGUCGACCACAGGAAUAUCACCCUCUGGUUGAAAUACACCGAGCUUGAAAUGCGUAACCGUCAAGUAAACCAUGCCAGGAAUCUGUGGGAUAGAGCAGUCACGAUUCUGCCGAGGGCAAACCAAUUUUGGUACAAGUAUACCUACAUGGAAGAAAUGCUUGGCAACAUUGCAGGUGCUCGUCAGGUUUUUGACAGGUGGAUGGAAUGGGAGCCGGAAGAGCAGGCCUGGUUGACAUACAUUAAAUUUGAACUGCGCUAUAAAGAAAUUGAACGGGCAAGGGCCAUAUACAAUAGAUUUGUCAUGGUUCAUCCUGAUGUUCCAAAUUGGAUUCGUUUUGCCAAAUUUGAAGAACGACAGGGCUUUAUAUCAGGUUCAAGAAAAGUUUAUGAACGUGCCGUUGAGUUCUUUGGUGAAGAUAUAAUUGAUGAAAGGCUCUACAUCGCAUUUGCUAAGUUUGAAGAGGCCCAACGUGAACAUGACAGAGCGAGAGUUAUUUAUAAGUAUGCACUUGACAAUUUGCCGAAAGACAAAACCGCUGACAUAUACAAGGCAUACACAAUUCACGAAAAGAAAUACGGCGAUAGGACUGGAAUUGAAGAUGUUAUUGUUAGCAAAAGGAAAUUCCAGUACGAGGAAGAGGUCAAGGCCAAUCCGAACAAUUACGACUCGUGGUUCGACCUCCUGCGUCUUGUCGAGGAAGAAGGCGAGACAGACGUCAUCCGGGAGACAUACGAAAGGGCCAUUUCAAACGUUCCCCCCUCAAAGGAAAAGGACAUGUGGAGGCGUUAUAUAUAUUUGUGGAUCAACUACGCCCUUUAUGAAGAAUUGGAAGCUCAGGAUGAAAACCGCACACGUCAAAUUUACCGCAUGUGCUUGGAGCUCAUUCCUCACAAGAUCUUCACCUUUAGCAAAAUUUGGCUCCUGUACGCCCACUUUGAAAUCAGACAUAAAAACCUUCCGGCCGCCAGAAAAAGCCUGGGCAUGGGUUUGGGCAUGUGUCCUAGAGACAAAUUAUACAGGGGGUACAUCGAUUUAGAAAUUCAAUUAAGAGAGUUUGACAGAUGUAGAAUUUUGUAUGAGAAAUUUUUAGAACAUGGUUCUGAAAAUUGCAUCACUUGGAUGAGAUUUGCAGAAUUAGAAACAUUGCUUGGUGAUUUAGACAGAGCAAGAGCAAUUUACGAGCUAGCUGUCAACCAGGCAAGGCUUGACAUGCCUGAGAUUUUAUGGAAGGCAUACAUUGACUUUGAAAUCAGCAUAGGAGAGCCGCAAAACGCCAGAUUGCUUUAUGAGAGGCUUUUGGAAAGAACACACCACAUCAAGGUCUGGAUGAGCUACGUCCAAUUUGAGAUGACGCACAGUCAAGACGAGGGGCUCGACCCAGUAUCACUCGCAAGGAAGAUUUAUGAAAGGGGCAACACUGCCCUGAGAGAAUCGGGCGAAAAGGAAGAAAGGGUCCUUCUGCUCGAAGCGUGGAGGGAUAUGGAAAAGAACCACGGCGAUGAUAUCAGUCUUGCCAAAGUCGAAGCUAAGCUCCCGAGGAGAGUCAGGAAAAGGCAGAAAGUCAUCAGUCCCGACGGAGUUGAAAGUGGUUGGGAGGAGGUGUUUGAUUAUUUAUUCCCUGAAGAUGAGGCGAUCAAGCCUAACUUAAAACUUCUAGAAAAAGCCAAGCUUUGGAAGAAAAAACAAGAAGAAAUCACUCCUACAGAAGAAAUCAAAGAGUGAUUGAAAGAUUAAUUUAAGGCUUAUAAAAAAAGUUUAUAUAUAUUUUUUUAAAUUGCAAAACAAUUAUCGGUGAUAAAAAAAAGUACACAGACAAAACAUACGUUAUAUUAUAUAAAAAAGUUAAUGUUAACGGUUGUUUUUAAAAGUAGGUGGCCCUUCAAAUGUAUUUUAUCAAGAACACAAUUUCUUUUUUGGAAAUCUAGUUGAGAAGUGAUAAAUAGUUUUAACCGGAGUAAAAAAUAAGCUCAAUCGACAUCCUCCGCUUUGACUGGCUGUAAACAAAAAUUUAUUGAUGUUGAUUUGUUUUCCAGUUUUUAUUACAGUAAGUGUCUUCACCUGUAAUAUUCCAUUACUGUCCUAUAGACAGGGUAGCCAAAUUUUUUGUACAUGGCUAUUGCAUUUUUAUUACUGACCCUAACAAAGAGGUCGACAAAAUAACAGUUUUUUCUGUAUGAUUGUAAAAAUAAACACUGUAAAUAUUGUAGAAAAUUAUAUGUUUUUUUUU
Molecule: messenger RNA, 2633 nt
Organism: Cimex lectularius (bed bug)
Lineage: Eukaryota; Metazoa; Arthropoda; Insecta; Hemiptera; Cimicidae
Gene: crn
Product: protein crooked neck
Exons: 9
Coding region: 95-2128 (677 amino acids)
Biological process (GO): spliceosomal complex assembly; mRNA splicing, via spliceosome
Cellular component (GO): post-mRNA release spliceosomal complex; precatalytic spliceosome; U2-type catalytic step 2 spliceosome
Molecular function (GO): protein binding
Source: RefSeq, a predicted model, not a curated record